Messenger RNA from Panicum virgatum (switchgrass), 985 nucleotides. RefSeq names its product coatomer subunit zeta-2. NCBI's taxonomy places the organism in Eukaryota, Viridiplantae, Streptophyta, Magnoliopsida, Poales, Poaceae. Gene Ontology annotation, biological process: intra-Golgi vesicle-mediated transport; retrograde vesicle-mediated transport, Golgi to endoplasmic reticulum; intracellular protein transport. The record is from RefSeq and is a predicted model, not a curated record. Bases 210 to 758 code for a protein of 182 amino acids. Gene Ontology annotation, cellular component: COPI vesicle coat. The transcript is spliced from 7 exons.
AGCCUAGCAGAGAGGCCCCCGUCCACUUCUUUGUCCCAUUCACCUGCCGGUGCCAACCCCCCCCCCCCCCCCCCCCCCCAACCUCUCUCGCGGUCUCCCUUCCUUGCGUCGACGGCUGGGCGAGCGGCGCUGCUCCUCCGCAGGUCUUAGUCGAGCCCUUCGCCGGCGACAAGCAUUGACCAGGGUGGAAUUGGGGAGGACGAUACACCAUGGCGGAUUUCUCCAAGGAGUCUUGCCCUUCAGUAAAGAAUAUUUUGCUUCUGGAUUCUGAAGGGAAGCGUGUUGCUGUGAAAUAUUUCUCAGAUGAUUGGACAACUAAUGCAUCAAAGUUGGCCUAUGAAAAAUCUGUCUUCACUAAAACUCUGAAGACAAAUGCACGGGCAGAAGCUGAGAUAACAUUGUUUGAUGGUUAUAUUGUCGUCUACAAGUUUGUACAUGACCUUCACUUUUUUGUCACUGCUGGAGAUGAUGAGAAUGAACUCAUCUUAGCAAGUGUACUAAAUGGUUUUUCGGAUUCUGUUGGUCUUCUACUCAGGGGUGAUGUUGAGAAGCGGACUGCACUUGAGAACUUGGACUUGAUACUUCUCUGCAUUGAUGAAAUUAUAGAUGGCGGCAUCAUCCUGGAAACCGAUGCGAAUACCAUUGCUGGGAAGGUCGCAACCAAUGCUGUUGAUGGUUCUGUCCCCUUCUCUGAGCAGACGAUAUCUCAGGCCCUAGCCACAGCUAGGGAGCACCUUGCAAGGUCUCUGCUGAAAUGAACAACCUACAACCAGAAUUCUUUUACGACUUAUUAUGACAUAUUCUAAAGUGCUACAGUGACAACCUAAUCGAAUGUUCCAGCUUUGGUACCACGAGUUGUGUCAUGCUAUGCUUGGAACUUUGAACCAGUGAUUUUGUACCUAUUUUGAAGAAUACAUAAAUAAAGAGUUGUGUAAUUGAGUGUACUAUACUUUUCUUACAAAAAAAUGUCGUUUCAAAUGUCAAA